AUGCUUUCAUUACUCCUAAUUCUGCUUGCAACCCUCUCCCUAGCACAGUCCAGAAACAUCACUCUACCGCCAUUCAUACCGGUCCCAAAGAUCCCAUACAAUGCCUCCCUCCCACACGGCACCGUCCUCAACCACUGCUCUAUCCCAGGCACAAUAGCCCUCACCUUCGACGACGGUCCCUACAUCCACACAUCCCGAAUCCUCGACGUGCUCGCCCACCACGGCGUCCGAGCAACCUUCUUCAUCAAUGGCCGCAACCGCGGCCACAUAGACGAGUUCCCAGACCUAGUGAUUCGAGCCCACGAAGAAGGCCACCAACUAGGCUCUCACACAUGGGCCCACCCCUCCCUCCCAACCCUAACCAAAGACCAGAUGAGACGCCAGAUGACAGCUCUUGAAUCGGCCUUUUCUCGCAUCCUCGGCUUCUACCCGACUUACAUGCGAGCCCCGUUUUUGGCAACCAGUGAUGCCGUGAUGGAUGUGAUGGAUGAGCUUGGGUAUCAUGUUAUUGGGGCGAGUGUUGAUACGAAGGAUUAUGCAUUUGAUGAUCCUGAUACGAAUUGGCGGAGCUUUGAGAGGUUUCUUGAGGGGUUGGAUGCUGGUGGUACGGUUGUGUUGGCGCAUGAUUCGCAUCAGAAUACUGCUGAGAUUCUGGUGGAGAAUAUGCUUGCGGAGAUUGAGACGCGAGGUUUGAGUGCCGUUACGGUUGGUGAGUGUCUCGGUCACUAUCAGUGGUACCGGACCGAGUAG
Messenger RNA from Penicillium olsonii, 750 nucleotides. NCBI's taxonomy places the organism in Eukaryota, Fungi, Ascomycota, Eurotiomycetes, Eurotiales, Aspergillaceae. The record is from the annotation of a GenBank genome assembly.